Lottia gigantea (owl limpet) is the source of this 1020-nucleotide messenger RNA. RefSeq lists its product as hypothetical. Gene Ontology annotation, biological process: G protein-coupled receptor signaling pathway. The record is from RefSeq and is a predicted model, not a curated record. Bases 1 to 1020 code for a protein of 339 amino acids. The transcript is spliced from 3 exons. Lineage: Eukaryota; Metazoa; Mollusca; Gastropoda; Lottiidae. Gene Ontology annotation, molecular function: G protein-coupled receptor activity. Gene Ontology annotation, cellular component: membrane.
AUGUUGGACGAACAAUCAACUUGUCAGCAUGGCUUUCAGGAACCGAAUUAUUCAUCCAUUGCCAAAGCAGUUGCUAUUGCCUUAAUUAGUUUGUGCAUCAUAAUUGGAAAUGUUUUGUGUCUGUGUGUGCUUAACUGUCCCAGAAGUAGGGGUUAUUUUAUGGAGACGUCUCGGAUGCUGAUGACGUCAUUAGCCUGUACAGACUGUAGCAUGGGGAUUCUUGUUACGUCGUUGUGCAUAUACCCAGCCUUAUAUACAUGUUGGCCAUUUGGACAAUUCUUGUGUAAAAUUCAAGCUGUGUUGCUGUCUAGCUUGUUCCACGAGUCAACAUUAUCUUUGACGCUCAUAGCCGUAGAUAGAUACGUCUCAAUUACGUUUCCAUUGCGGUAUCCGUCAGUAAUUAAAAGAUCUACCGUAACGUUGGCUAUUGUUUGCACAUGGCUGGGAUGUUUCGUUGUGUACUUUAUUGUGGUAUUCGUUUACGACCAGUAUUACUAUGACGUAGUCGGAGUUAAUUGCGAACCAUUAUACGAAAACAGCCAUAUGACGUUAACUGUUUUGUUCCUGUUUUAUUUAGUGCCCGGUAUAGUCAUGAUAUUUUGUUAUACCAGAGUGUUUCAUAUAGCUUUAUAUCAAAGGAGUAGACAAAGACAAAAUUCGGUUUGUCAGAUUAGCGACUAUGCAUCUUUAAAUCUUAUAAAAAACUAUUUGUCUAUUUCUGAUGCAGCAACAGCUGCAACGAAAACUCUUGGAUUGAUAACCGUGGGUUUCUUUGUAGCUGUAACACCAUGGACUGUCGGACAACUUCUUGCUUCUUUAGCUAAAAUCAUCAUUCCAGAUAAUUUGGACUUUGCGUUAACAUGGCUAGCCAUUAGUAAUAGUGCCUGGAACGUUUUGAUAUACGCAGUUACCAACGCAUCAUUUCGUAGAGCAACAAGACUUCUGCUGUGUCAUAAUUCGAGAUCUCAUCAUCGCGAUCGCGUAAAGCUUCAAUAUCCGCCUAAAAGUAGCAUCACCUGA